CCAGAAUGCCUGGGGUACUUCAUAAAGUGUCUAAGCGAACACAAAAUCCUGAUGUCUUCGGUCACAUCCCCGGAAUACCUGUGGGAGAGCGCUGGGAAUCAAGGCAAGCCUGCAGCGACGCUGCCGUGCACCCCGGAAUACUGGCCGGGAUAUACGGUCGCAAAGACACUGGCGCGUUCAGCGUCGCGCUCUCGGGAGGAUAUGAGGACGAUGUCGACUACGGAUAUAAAUUUACGUAUACUGGAUGCGGGGGACGCGACACUGGGGGCGACAAGAAGGUCCCCCAGCUCCGAAUGGGUCCUCAAGUGGUUGACCAGACAUUCGAAGACAAUCCGCGCAACAUGGCAUUGAAGGUGUCCUCCAUGACGGGAAAGCCUGUCCGCGUCGUGAGAGGCUUCAAACUCGAGUCCGACUGGGCGCCUGCAGACGGGUACCGCUACGAUGGACUGUACAAAGUUAUAAGAGCAUGGCGUGAGCAGGGCCGAGCAGGCCACCUCGUCUGCAAGUACGAAUUUGUCCGCCUCCCCGACCAGCCGCCCAUUCCGCGUCGCGAGGGCAACUGGAAGCUCAAGCUGCCCAAGAAUCGCAAUGCGAAACGCCGGGAGACCACCCCGAUCCCUGAGCCCAAGUUCGAGGGAAUACCUGUGGCAGGUCCAUCGACGGCUCGUAGCCGCGGUCCGCUGCACCCUGCUGUUGGCAUAAUCAGGCGGCCGCUACCUGUGAGUGACGAGGACGAUGAGGACGACGACGUAUACGCUUCGGAGACUCAGUCAGAUGAGGACACGGUGGCCUCAGCGUCGAAGCCACACGUCGCGCAUCGUGCACAAGUUGAGCUACCGCAUCGUGUCGUUCCGGCUGGCUCUGCCACUGCUGCUCGCCGGGAGGACGCACCAUCUAUGGGCAGAACUCGCAUUCCGGAUGUCCAGGCUCGGCGUCCCAUGCCACCCGGGGCACCAGUCCCCACGUCUGGCGCACGGCAGGAUGCCCGAGAGUCUUCAAUACUCCAGCGCACCCCUGAUGUGCCGCGGCGUCCCUUGCCUGCAAGUGGCACAUCUACGCAGACAGCAGUGCGGCCCUCGGUGCCCAAGCCUGCCGCCUCAACGCGCCGGCCACUGCCCCUCGUCGAGAUAGCGUCGCCCCCCGCGCAGACAUCAUUCCCGUUGAAACGUACGAUCCUGCUAAAGUUCAAGAAGUACCCCAAGCCGUCGACAGAUGGCACGGAUGGCGAGCCGUCGUCUAAGCGCCCGCGGGUGGACAGCAAUGGCAAUGCCCGUAUUUGAUGUAGUGUUUAACGAGCCCUAUAUUUACACCGUGCUGCGUGUUUUGUUUUAUCCAAAAAAAGUGUAGCUUUUAUGCGAGCAUCACUCGCGAGGUGGCGGAGAACACCGUUCAUGUACUAAUUUCAUGAAAGUCCCUUCAAUUGCUACUUACGUGCUAUGCGACAUGAG
Molecule: messenger RNA, 1448 nt
Organism: Postia placenta MAD-698-R-SB12
Lineage: Eukaryota; Fungi; Basidiomycota; Agaricomycetes; Polyporales; Adustoporiaceae
Exons: 9
Coding region: 6-1280 (424 amino acids)
Biological process (GO): protein ubiquitination; negative regulation of gene expression via chromosomal CpG island methylation
Molecular function (GO): ubiquitin protein ligase activity
Source: RefSeq, a predicted model, not a curated record